AUAUAUAUAUAUACACAUAUACAUAUAUAAAACAUACAUGCAACGAAAUGGGUUUACUAUUGCUUCUAGCCAGAGAGAAAGCAAUUAUUGCGGAGAAUGCGAGGCUGCUGCUGCUGCUUGUGCUGUUGACUGUGGGGCUGCUGGUGCUGGAGCUACCGUUGCCAGCAGAGGCCACAAGCGGCUUACGGGUGCCCACGUUCCUGCUGGAGCCCUCACCCCGUUUGCUGUUUGGGAACGAUACGGGCGCACAGGUUAGUUGCACGGCGCACGGAAAUCCAGCGCCAGUUGUGUCCUGGGUGAUGCGCGACGGCACGCUGGCAAGCCAGGUACCCGGACUUAGAAAAAUAUCUGGCAAUGGCACAUUGCACUUCCCACCGUUUUUGGCGCAAUAUUAUCGCACGGAUGUACACGAAGCCACCUACCGUUGCCGAGCCAGCAAUGAGGCCGGCACAAUAUUGAGUCGCAAUGUGCAGGUGCAAGCAGUGGUGCGUCGUCAGUUUCAUGUGCACGUGGAAAACACUGAAGUCUAUUUGGGAAAUUCGGCGUUGAUUAAGUGCGCUAUACCGGAAUAUGUGCGGCCUUAUGUGCGCGUGGCCAGUUGGCAUCGAGGCGAGGAGAUACUGCUGCCGGAACUGUCGGAUGUUGCUGGUCGCUAUGUCGUUCUGGCUGCCUCCGGUGAGCUUUACGUGCGUUCCGUGCGAUCCGAGGAUGGUCUGGCGAAAUUCAGUUGCCUUGUUACAAACACACUGAAUGGCGAUAGACAGCGAAGUGAUGCUGUCAUGCUACAGGUGAAAGAGCUAAGCAAGAAUCUGGCACCACGCACCAGUCAAAAGCCAGUGAUGGAGAUACAUGUGGAGCGGGGCAACGAUGUGCAUUUGCCUUGCAACAUUCAGGGCAAUCCAUUUCCCAUAUUCACCUGGUAUCGCGUUUCAGACUCGGCAGCACUAUAUCCCAUACCAUCGUCACAGCGGGUGAUACUAUCGCGAACAUUGUUGCUUAUCAAAAAUGCUGACGAGCGGGACGCGGGCAAAUGGAUUUGCCAGGCAUCGAAUCAGUUUGGGGAGCAACGCAUUGAAAUUCGGCUCAGUGUAAAUACGUUUGUCUCGGUGCAUAUACUGCCGCAAGUACAAAUUGUCAAUUCGGGCGGAACGGCAAUUUUCAAUUGCACAACAACUGGCUCGGCGAUCGAUGCCAUCGACUGGCUGCACAAUGGCAAACCGCUGCAAGCGAAUAAUGCACUCAGCACCGGUCGGGAUAACAUACGUUUCCUAUCGAAGAGCUCGUUGCUGGUGCUUAAUGUGGGGCGACGCGACCGCGGUGUCUAUCAAUGUCUCGUGGAGAAUCAGCGCGCCAGUGCGCAGGCGAUGGCCGAGCUGAAGUUGGGCGACACAGUGCCCGAAUUGAUUUACACGUUCAUUGAGCAGAAUGUGCGUCCGGGGCCAUUAAUAUCGCUUAAGUGCUCAGCCAGCGGCUCUCCGCCGCCGCAAUUCGCCUGGCUUUUGGACUCGCAGCCUAUUAUGGAUGUGUCUCUGCAUCAUCGUUUUGCAAUUGGCCAAUUUGUCGACAUAUCUGGCGAUGUGAUAAGCCAUUUAAAUAUCUCGCAUGUCCGUCCAGACGAUGGCGGCCUGUACAGGUGUGUGGCCAGCAAUUCCAUGGGCAAUAUUGAGCACUCUGCCCGUCUGAAUGUUUACGGACCGCCUUAUGUGCGUGCCAUUGGACCCGUUAAGGCCGUUGCAGGAGAGGACAUAAUUGUGCGAUGUCCGUUUGCCGGCUAUCCCAUUGACCAAAUUCGUUGGGAGAAGGCGCAUCAGGAAUUGACAACAAGCACACACUAUACACUGGCAACGGUGCCGGAGGGCGGUCAGCUUGUCAUCAAGAAUGUGGAGCCCGGCAGGGAUCAGGGCAUAUACACGUGCAUUGUGCGCAGUCGGGCGGGAGAGGAGGCGCGUCGCGACAUGCAAUUGAAUGUGAACAGUCCGCCCGUCAUUGAGGCUUUCAAGUUCCCUAAGAAUCUGCAGGAGGGCGGACGAGCACAAAUCACCUGCGCUGUAUCCUCUGGCGACAUGCCCAUUUACUUUAGUUGGAAGAAGGAUGACAGUUCCAUACCCCUCAGCCUGCAGAUUACCGAAAAGAAGGAAGAGUUUUACUCGCUGCUGGUGUUCAAGGAUAUCAGCGCGAGGCAUAGCGGCAAGUACACCUGCUAUGCCAGCAAUGCGGCUGCCAAGGUGAACUAUACGGCGGAACUGCAAGUGCGCGUGGCGCCACGGUGGAGCUAUGAACCCAUGGAUACGGCCAUUAUGUUGGGCAAUACAAUAUCGAUAAAUUGCGAGGCGGAAGGAUAUCCGAUUCCAGCUAUUACCUGGUUCAAAGGACAAGGCAAAGCCUCCAAAGAUUUCAAGCCACUUAGCAUGCGCAAUCAUUCGCUGCUACUAAAUUUGGCCACGGACAACGAUGAGGGAUACUAUAUGUGCCAGGCCACGAAUGAAAUUGGCGCUGGUCUCAAGAAGAUAAUACGCAUCAAUGUGAAUGAACCGGCACGUUUUGAACAGCCUGCGAGGAAUGUCAGCUCACGUCGCAAUGAUCCGGUCACAUUGGACUGCCAUGCGAAAGGCGAUGAGCCCAUCAGCAUUGCCUGGACGCAAAACAAUGGACGCAUCGAUCUGAAUAACUUUCGCUUCAGUAUUGCGGAGAUGAAAACCGAAAAGGGCGUCGACUCGCAAUUGACCAUUGGCCACUCGGAUCGUCAUGAUUCGGGCGUGUAUCGUUGCAUUGCCGAGAAUCCAUACGGUCGGGCAGAGCAGGUUGUUUUUCUCGCCGUCCAAGAGCGUCCCGACACACCCUCCAAUUUGGAGGUCUUCGAGGUGGGCUCACGCACCGUCAAGCUCAGCUGGCGGCGACCCUUUGAUGGCAACUCUCCGGUGCUCAGUUACCUGGUGCAGUACCAGGCGCUCAAGUAUUUGCAGUCACAUGCCGCGUUGGGAGCCGCAGGUGGAGAUUGGAAUGGCAUUAAUGUUAUCAAUGUUACGCUGCCAUCGACUAGCAUUAGUCGCAGCUAUGACAGUGAUCUGCGUGAGAACGCUAUUGUGGCGGGUUUGUCACCGGCAACGACAUUCCUCAUACGCAUGCAGGCCAUCAACGAGAUUGAGCGCAGCGCAUACACAGAUUCGAUUGUGCUCAAAACGCAGGAGGAGGCGCCGACAGAGUCACCGUCCAAUGUGCAGGUGCAAACGGGCGGCGAAAGUGAACUGAUAAUUACGUGGCAGAUACCGCCGCGAGAGUCGUGGAACGGCGAACUCAUUGGCUACACCGUCAACUGCUCCGAGGAGAAACAGAACAUUAACUACAUCAGCGUGGUUAACAGCUCUCUCAAAUCGGUCAUCGUCAGUGGCUGGGCAACCACCAAGGCCACUCUCCGUGGCCUCCGUAAGUACACUCGAUAUGCAGUGACCGUGCGUGCUCUCAACAGCUUUGGCUCCGGACCGUGGAGUGCGCCAAUUUUUGGAACCACAGCCGAAGGCGUGCCGGAGGCUGCACCACAAACAGUUAACUGCUCAGCGCUAUCAUCGCAGAGUUUGAAAAUUUCAUGGCUGGAGCCACCGCUGCAAUUCCAUGGCGGCAUAAUACAGGGAUAUAAAAUUUUAUAUCGCCCCAUAGUGCAUCAAAUUGACUUCCCCGCCAAACUGGAGAUCAAACGCACAUCGAAUUUGGAAACCUAUCUGCAUACACUGCUCAAGGCAACAAACUAUUCGAUUCGAGCAUUGGCCUACACAGCCACCGGCGAUGGCCUAGCCAGUCAACCAUUAUUUUGCCAAACCGAUGACGAUGUGCCCGAUGCGCCGGCAGCCAUUAAAGCGGCUGCCUUGACAGCUGAUUCGAUUUUAAUUUCAUGGCUGCCACCAAAGAAUCGCAACGGCAUCAUAUCGCAUUACACGGUGUAUGCACGCGAAGCGGGUCGCAAGGGCCAAACCAAGACUCACAUGGUACGCGUUGACGAGAACGGAUAUCCGGUGACGUUCGAGGCACGCAGCCUGGCCGAAAAUCAAAUGUACGAGUUCUGGGUAUCAGCAUCCACGUCGGUGGGUGAGGGUGAGCCCACAUCUGUGGUGGCCCAGGCCACCAAUACACGAGCACCUGCACGCAUUGCCUCAUUCGGUCAGGUGGUGCGGAAGGCUGUCGGCACACGGCUUGUGCUCGAAUGCCUCGCUGUGGGCAAUCCCACGCCAAGGGCGCGUUGGUUGACUCGCGAUCGACCCGUUACAUUUAGCCCCUUUUAUGAGGUAACCAAUGAGGGCAAUUUGCGAAUACAUCGCGUCGAAGGCAGUCUGUCCGGAAAUUAUACGUGUACGGCAAACAAUCUCUUUGGUAGUGACGAAAUCCAAUAUCAGGUGAUUGCUAUGAAGCCACCGGCCGCACCACAAAUCAUCGUGCAGUAUGCUUCCGCUGACAGCAUACGUGUCAGUUGGGAUGCGCCCGAGGAUGGCGGAGCACCGCUGCAGGGCUACACAAUUUCAUAUCAUACGGCUGGUGAUACCUGGGCACAGACGGAGCUGCUGCCGGAGAACAACGCUUACACAAUGACUGGCCUGAAGUGCGGAAAUCAGUACAUUAUAAAAAUGUCGGCCCACAAUUUGGUGGGCGAUGGUGCACCCAGCGAGGAAAUUAAUGUCUGGACCAAGGGAAAAGCCUCGCAGGCGCCCAAUGGCAAUGAACUAAUUGCCACAAAUGCAACCUGUGUGAAUUUGAAGCUGUCAUCGUGGCAUAAUGGCGGCUGCAGCAUACACCAUUUUUCCAUAGAGCAUCGACCGUUAGGCGACAUACGCUGGACAGUUGUCACAUCGGAUAUUUCGAACGCGGAAGAGAAUCGUGAAAAUUUAAUAUUCUGUGACUUUCUGCCCUCGAAAUGGUACCAGCUGCGCAUCUCCGCUACCAACGAUGCGGGAAAAACGACGGAGCAUUAUCAUUUUAGCACAACGAGCUUGGAUGGCAUCACCAUACCACCGCCUUCCGUAUUCCCCUCGGAAAAUGAUUUGAUGAACAAUCUGAUAAAUGCGACAAAUCCAACCAACGGUGAUUGGUUGGCAACGUUAAUUGUCGUUGUCAUAAUCACAGUGGCCAUCAUGACGAUCGCACUGACCAUCAAACAUCGCCGCACUCUUUGCGGCCCCAUUGCCGAGGGCUACGAGUCUCGGGCCCUACCCGGUGACUUCAAGGAGGAGCACGAGAAUCGACGUAAUCAGCAGGUCUACAGCGCCUCGCCGGUCAAGACGGUGGACAAGAGCAACGAGUCCGAAAUGUACGAGAUUUCGCCAUAUGCCACGUUCAGUGUGAAUGGCGGACGAACAGGGGCACCGGCAAAGACGCCCACACGGGGGCUAGCCGCCCAAACGCCGCAUGACUACACCAUGCAGUUCAAAACAUUCGGACAUCCGGAGGGCGAGAAUCUAAAUGCCACGGCCUAUCCACUGCUGCCAAAUGCGGGCUUCGGACAUGUCAAGAGCAAGUCCAGCUGGCACAAACAACGCUACUACAAUACCGAUGACGAAUCCACGCUGAGCAAAUCAAUGACUAUUGUGGCUGGCUCGCAGUCCGGUCACCCAAAGAAGUCGAGUGGUGCACGGAGCGCCAAGAGUGGUAAUGCUGGCGUGGUGGCUGAGUCGGAGUCGGAUACCAGCAUCAGCCCCAGCACCGAGUUCUCCAACAUGCCCACCUAUCGAGUUCCUUGCAAGUCGUCGCGCAGCAGCGAUGGACGGGCUGUUGUAGAUAUGUUUCGGCCCGACUCGAGCACCGAGUCGAACAAUGACCAGGGCUCACCGGCGCUGGAGCGACGAUUGAAUACGCCACGGCACAUUGGCAUGCCGGCGGAGAAGCGCAGCGCGGGACAGCGCAACCGGAAGCAUGCUUCGCAAUCGGGCAACCAAACGCUGGAGCGACGAAAGUGCCCUGGUAGUAACAACAGCGCUGGCAGUGAGGUUGAAACCGCCGCCUCAUUGGCCGCCUCCAUUGCUGCCAUGACAGGCGGCGAUUUAUCGAGCGGUUUUCGUCCGCCGGCUGCUUUCCACGAUGCCCGCGAAUUUGGGGAUCAAGCGGAGUGCGAGCGGGAGCAGCGCGCCUUGGACUUGGAGGUGCAGCGGGUGAUGGAAAACACCAGCGAGGCGCAGCUGGCGAAAAUGGAUCGAGAGGAGCUGACCUCAUUGUUGGCAAGGUAUCACGAGAAGAAGGAGCAGGAGCGUCAAGAAUACACGAUACACGUUUAAUACUAGCCUAGCCGCAAAGAGCCAACGCUGACUCUUAACUAACUUGGCCAGAACACAGACUCAAAAUAAAAAACAAAACAAAAGAAACGCAAAGAAAAACACCGACACCGAUACACUUAUACACAACUGAGGCAUUUAACUGCAUUUACUUAAUCGAGCAAGUCGAUAGCUCAAACUCAACUCUAAUUGUUGUUCGUUAAGUGUAAACUAAACUGUAGUAUUUAAGCCAGCACGCGUAAUUCUCGCUAAUGCAAAUCAAAGACUAUACAAAUCUAAACGUAUGUUAAAUUGACUGUAAGCCCAAAAGAGUUCUCACAGAUUUUUCAGAAGUUCUCAUACAACAAACACUCGUUAAAUGUCUGCUAGCCAUAAGUAUCUAGGGGAAUAUUUACACACACACAUACGAGUGUAUAAGUAUCUGUUUCAA
This is a messenger RNA of Drosophila grimshawi, 6681 nucleotides long. RefSeq names its product Down syndrome cell adhesion molecule-like protein Dscam2 (gene Dscam3). The record is from RefSeq and is a predicted model, not a curated record. NCBI's taxonomy places the organism in Eukaryota, Metazoa, Arthropoda, Insecta, Diptera, Drosophilidae. The transcript has 33 exons. Gene Ontology annotation, cellular component: axon; plasma membrane. Bases 48 to 6254 code for a protein of 2068 amino acids. Gene Ontology annotation, biological process: axon guidance; dendrite self-avoidance; homophilic cell-cell adhesion. Gene Ontology annotation, molecular function: cell-cell adhesion mediator activity.